Osmia bicornis bicornis is the source of this 725-nucleotide messenger RNA. It is a transcript of the gene fln, whose product is annotated as flightin. The record is from RefSeq and is a predicted model, not a curated record. The transcript has 3 exons. The coding region runs from base 131 to 589 and encodes 152 amino acids. Lineage: Eukaryota; Metazoa; Arthropoda; Insecta; Hymenoptera; Megachilidae.
UAAGGAAAAUCUUAUAAGCUAAAAUAAAAGCGAUACAAGGCAAAGUCCGCGGGAGUAGUUUUUUUUCAGUCUGAAGAAGUACUUUGAGGAGUGGCCAUCGUAUCACAGGGUCAUUUAAAGUUUGGAAAAUAUGUGGGACGACGAGCCAGCACCAUGGGACAUCGAGGAGACUCCAGCGGAAGAGACCACGGAGGGUGCAGCUGAAGGUGCUGCCGAAGGCGCAGCUCCUGCCGCGGCACCUGGAGAAAAACCAAAAAUAAAAUUAGAAAAGAUUGAACCGCCGCAUUACAAUCAUCAUUGGGUUCGUCCUCUCUUCCUCAAUUACGAUUAUAUUUAUGAAUAUAGGAAAAAUUACUAUGACGACGUGAUUGAUUAUCUGAAUCAAAGGCAAAGAGGAAUAUUCCGUGAACCACCGCGUGCCCAAGAAUGGGCUGAACGAGCAAUGAGGACCUACGACGAGAUGAACACUGAUAAGAGUUUCAAACGAUCAGCGGAUAUGAAAGAGAUCAUUAAUAUGAGACACGAACCUAGAUACUACAGUUAUCACACUCGGGCUUACUAUAGUUUGAAGUAUCAAAAAAUCUUGUGAUUUUAUUUUCUUUAUUGUAUAUUAAAAUCGACCCAUGUGGUAUAGAUAUAAAUUUUAUUGUAAUAUAUUUACACAUUAAUCUUCGUUUUUAAACCGAAUUUUUAUGUUAUGGAAAUAAAACUGAUGGUUCGAAUUA